UUUGGAGAGGUGCAACACGUCAGAGUGUAUCGCGAUCACCGCAGAGCCUCAAGUGCGCGAGUGUGUUCACCAAGUAAGAUUCUUCCGCGCGUGUAUGUGCAUGCGAUGGAUAUAUAGGAGAGGUUUGAACACGUAGAACGCGGUCGAUAUGGUGAGCAGCUCAUGAUCCCAUCGAUACAAACCGACGCUCAGCCCUGCGUCCAUAUACGAACUUCGAGCCACACGAAAGUCUCGCGACGUCGCGAACCGCCAGGCCCCGCCAUGUCCCUCGCGGACAGGCUCGACCGCAUCGUAACCCCACAACUCGACGACUGGGUACGACACCCCGACAUCCACGCCCGACUGGUACACUUUGACCUUCCCCUUGGCCUGGUGCCCUUCCCUUCCUCUUCACCCAGUGCAAAUGAAUACCCGCGGUCGAUCCGCAGCAUCUCGUCGUCCAUGGCGCUGUGCAUUCACCAUUCAAACCCCUCCACAUGCCCCUCCACACACCCACCCUCCCUACUCUCACACUACGCAAACACAGACGCUACACCCACAGAAACUUCCCUCAACACGAAUCUAGCGGACCAGUUCCCGGGGCUACCACUCCUCGAGGAUAACAAUGGCGUCCUCGAGCGCCCCGCAGCACACAUCAUGUUGCCCGUCUACGAGUGCACGUUCUGGUUCCUCGGUUGCGGAUACAUUUCCUGCGACGCAGAUGAAUGGACGACGCACUGCCUGUCACACUUCCGGGGCGAAGAACCCCCGCGAUCAGUGCAAUGUCCGCUCUGUGAAUGGGCUGUGACAUGCGAUCAUGGCUGGAGCGCGCGGAUGCAGCACAUUGAGCGCGAGCACGCCAUAUUCGGGCAGACGCUGAGGCUGUCGAGGCCGGAUUUCGCGCUGUAUAGGUGGUUGUGGCAGCGGAAGUUGAUCGGGGACGGGGAUCUGAAGGAGUUGUUAGGUGGGAAUCAUAAUCUGGAGAGGGGGCUGGGGAAUGGCGUUGUUACGCAUGGGAGGGAGGGGCGACGGGGCGAGGCGAGACGGAGGGUGGUGCAGCAUGUUAGUGUUGCUUCGCGACGGCAGGCUGGUCCUGUGUAAUGCGUGCUUUUUUACGACGUUAUGACGUGGUGGGUUGGGGGAUACGGUUGAUGAUUUACGCUGCAGUCUCUUUUCGAUUCUUGUCUUCCUGGGAUAUGUUCUUUCUACUGCACCUUCUUCAAGAUCAUAUCCCAAUCGUUUUGUUUCACUUCGUUUCCUCUUUUCUUUUGACCGUAAAAUAGGCAGACUGGCUCUCGGAUAGUCGAGAUACCCAGAACGAAGCUGCAGCAAAGUCUUCUAGCUUGACGGCUACAUGCAAAAACUCGAGCGAAGCUUUUACGCCUUGAGUAUUACAAAUAUACGUCAACCAGCCUGCUGCACUCCUAGUCGAUGAAUACAGUAGUCCAACC
Dothidotthia symphoricarpi CBS 119687 is the source of this 1430-nucleotide messenger RNA. RefSeq lists its product as uncharacterized. The record is from RefSeq and is a predicted model, not a curated record. NCBI's taxonomy places the organism in Eukaryota, Fungi, Ascomycota, Dothideomycetes, Pleosporales, Dothidotthiaceae. Bases 262 to 1080 code for a protein of 272 amino acids. The transcript is spliced from 2 exons.